Molecule: messenger RNA, 2922 nt
Organism: Macrosteles quadrilineatus (aster leafhopper)
Lineage: Eukaryota; Metazoa; Arthropoda; Insecta; Hemiptera; Cicadellidae
Exons: 5
Coding region: 79-2922 (947 amino acids)
Biological process (GO): DNA recombination; DNA integration
Molecular function (GO): DNA binding
Source: RefSeq, a predicted model, not a curated record
CAGUAUCUUACAGUUAAGUACUUAGUUCAUUGUGAUCGAGGUGUUAUGUAAGUUACAAGUGAAGUGAGUGCAAUUGCGAUGGAUAGUGACGUAGGCCUAUCUGAAGAUUCAACGGCUACAGUGAAAUAUUUAGAAGACCAAGUGGAAUACAAAUGUCCACUUGGUAAAAUAAAAAACCGAUUGACCUUACAGCCAGGAGAUAAAAGAAAUGUAAAAUGGAAGGAUGGGUUGUUCUACGAAGCUGAAAUAAUUAAAAUCGAAACUGAUGGCAGCGUAACAGUUAAAUAUGCUGAAGAUAAAGUGAUCCACAGAACCACUCUACAAUCUGUUGAGAAGUGCACACUACAGAUAGGGGACAUCCGUCAUGUAAAAUGGACAGAUGGAAAAUACUACCCUGCUAUGAUAAAGAAAUUAGGUUCAGACAAGACAGCUGCUGUAAAGGGUGAUAAUUACAAAACACCUGAAUCUCAAGCUGAAUCAACUAUACCUUCAAUCUCAUUACAUAAUGACAAAGCGAGCAAAGUGAUCAUAGCUUCAGGAAUGAAUGAAGAUUUUGUAAUACCUAACAAUCAUCCAGACUAUAAUACUAAUAAUCAACAUGCAUCAUCGCCUACCUUACAUCACCUACCUGACCUUUAUGAAAAGAGUUCAUUACCUUCGACCUUCUCAGAAGAUAAUAAUGAAAUCCAAGACAGUCCAUUUAACGACCAACCUGUAACAUCACCCACCCUCGAACAUGAAUCCGUCAGAAGUGGGACAGAUGAGACACCCUCGGAAGAAGACGACAGUGACAACGACCCCAAAUUUUGCGCCAAGAGUUCACAAGCUUCUUCGACCUCAUCAGAGGAUGAUAAUGCCACUAAUGAUAAGAUUGAGACGGGAAGUAAGAAUAUUUGUGAAAACUCUGAGAACCCUGACUGCAAUAUGGACAAUUCAACGAUACGACUACCUACACUAGAAGAUGAAUACGACAUGGAACAUAACAUAAUUGAUUCUCAAACAGAUGCUCAAAAAGUUGUUGUCGCUCAAACAUCAAACCUGAAUAAUAAAAGGUCUUGGGACAAAAAAUUUCCUUGCAUAUUUUGUAAAUCUUUUGUCACAAAACUUCCUAGACACUUCAAACAAUUGCAUAGCCAAGAAAAGGACGUAGUAAAAUUAGAAAGUUUGCCUCCAUGUGAUCCAGAAAGAGUAAAGAUCCUAAAUCGCUUAAGAAAUGCUGGCCUGUACCUUCAUAACUCCGAAGUAUUGACGAAUAAAAAAGGCACUUUGAUCCCUAAGUACAGGAAAGUAACAGCUACGUCUCCUUCAAAACUAAUCCCCUGUGUCUAUUGUAAUCAAUUCUACACUAGGAAAAUCUUAUUUAGGCACAAGAAAAUAUGUGAAGGAAGAAAUAAAACAAAUGCUCCUGUUGGAAGGGUGAUAAAUACGGCACAGUAUAUGUUACCUACAUCCUCAGUAGCCGACUACAGAAUACUAUUAAGAAGAUCAAUUAUUGCAGGCAUGAGAGAUGGGCCGGAAAAACAUGAAAUAGAGAAUGAUGACACUAUAAUGCAGUUCGGAGCGGAAAUGUUUGAAAAGCUCGUUAGUAUGCCUGGCAAGGAAAACCACAUCCGCAACAAACUUAGAGAGCUAGGAAGAUUUAUGGUUUGCGUAAAAAAAAGGAAACCCUUGAUAAAGAACUUAUCUGAACUCUUGAAGCCAGAAGAAUUUAACACAGUUGUCGAUGCCACAAUGGAGUUGGCUGGCUUUGAUUGUAGCACUAACCAAUUCCAAAUUCCAACAUUGGCUAAAAAAAUUGGUGAGUCAAUUCAAAAAUGCGUCGCGAUAGAGAGAAAGAUCGCCAUAAUUAGCAGAAAUGAAAUUAGAAGGAAGGACAUCGAUGAUUUCAUGUCAGUAUUCGACGUAGAUUGGGGAACGAGAAUCACGUCUAAAGCUUUAAAUACGCUAUAUACAGCCAAAUUCAACAAUUCAGAUCCACUACCUGAUGCUGAAGACACUAAAAAGUUAUCGAGUUUUAUUAUUUCUGAGAAGAAACGUUGUUUGGAUGCUAUAGAGAGAGAUGUCAACUCCGAUACUUACACGCAACUGUUAAAAAUUACUUUGGCCUGUGUUAUAGUAUUCAACAAAAAACGAGUAGGUGAUGCGCACAACCUAGGAGUGACCGCGUAUAUAACAGGAACGAGAAGUUGCGAAACCAACGAUAAUAUAGUACAACAUCUAAAAGAUUCUGAAAAACAUUUGAUUGGUAAGUUAACCAGGAUUGAGACCAGAGGAAAGCGAGGGAAGAAGGUGGCGAUUUUGCUAACGCCAGAACUGAAGAAAAUGAUGGAUAUAUUAUUGCACGAAAGAACGCGUGUUGGGGUAAUCGCAGACAACAAACAUUUCUUCGCAAUACCAGGAACGUACAACUCACAUUAUAGAGGAUCUGACAUUAUAAGAGAUGUAAGGACAAAGGCUAAACUGAAGUAUCCCCUCAGGAUAACAGGAACGAAUUUAAGAAAAGAGGCUGCUACAAUAGCAGCUGCAAGCGGUCUCAGCGAAGCUGAAGUGGACAUUCUGGCAACAUUCUUAGGUCACGACAAGUCUACUCAUAGAAAAUAUUACAGGCUACCGGAAGAAACUCUUCAAAAGGCUAAAACUUCCCCGUUUUUCACCUCCCAAGAAGUGGCUACUUCCAGAGCCGAGGAUAUGCCUUACAAAAUAUCAGUCGUACACAUCAGGCAGGGCAAAGAACCACAAGAACCAAAGAACCACAGUCACAGGCAGAUGAUAGACCGAAGUCAACCUGGAUGGAGGAAUAUCACUGGGGACUCUCUCUUUGGGUACAACCCAAAGAUGCUGGCUUGCCCAGUCGUCCAUAACUGUGGCCAACCUGAAAUGCCGGUUCUGACACCGGACACUGGGGGGGACACACUCAUAUAA